Molecule: messenger RNA, 773 nt
Organism: Macrobrachium nipponense
Lineage: Eukaryota; Metazoa; Arthropoda; Malacostraca; Decapoda; Palaemonidae
Product: ribonuclease P protein subunit p40-like
Exons: 5
Coding region: 7-735 (242 amino acids)
Biological process (GO): tRNA 5'-leader removal; tRNA 3'-end processing; endonucleolytic cleavage in ITS1 to separate SSU-rRNA from 5.8S rRNA and LSU-rRNA from tricistronic rRNA transcript (SSU-rRNA, 5.8S rRNA, LSU-rRNA)
Cellular component (GO): ribonuclease MRP complex; multimeric ribonuclease P complex
Molecular function (GO): ribonuclease MRP activity; ribonuclease P activity
Source: RefSeq, a predicted model, not a curated record
ACAACGAUGCAUGAGCCAGAAGUUUUACACUUCCCAGCUCCAGAGAGUCAUGUGGGGUUUUCCAGACAUUCCAUUAAUGAUCCUCAGUUGGAUUCCAUCUUUCAACAUCUUAUUGAUGAACAUCCUUUCAAUACAAAAGUCAAUGUAGUUCUGCCGUGUGCUUCACCUGAACAUUGGAGACUGGAACAGGUGCUUGCUCAAGACAGCGACUUUUACGAAGUUGAAAAUAUACCUUUGUCUGUGUUCUGCACGCCUGUGUUUCUGGAAGCAUUUUUAAAUGCAGGGAAAUUUUACGCAGUAUCCUGUGAUGCCAGGCUGGAUCUCGAUAACGCAGCUGCACUGACGCCAGAAGGCUGGCUUGUACUAACACUGGACAAGAACACUUACAGUAACCUUCGGCUCAAUGGGAAACUGUCUGCUCACAUACUUCGCAGACCGAAGGAAAGAUACAUUGUCAAAAUCAAUUUGAAGAACAAUUUUACCCCUGGGAAACCAUUGUACAAUAAGGUGGUUAAGGCUUUUAAUGAAGUUGUUCUCAAGUUUAAUUUCUGGAUGACUUGGGUUCCCAAUGAUUCCGAGGUUUGCCCGUCAUCUGUUGCCAAGUUCUUCAGUGAUCUUGGUUAUGUGGUCUAUCGCCAGGAAGUGCAAAAGCAGAAACAGCACUUUAGUGGACGUGAAUGUUCCAUUACUACUACAGGAAAACCAGUGGAGAUGGUGAUGAAAAAGUGGAAAUAGAGCCAGAGCAUUUACUGGAGUGGAUGGGAUGCAUUUCG